Poecilia latipinna (sailfin molly) is the source of this 4455-nucleotide messenger RNA. RefSeq names its product MOB kinase activator 2. The record is from RefSeq and is a predicted model, not a curated record. The coding region runs from base 2666 to 3349 and encodes 227 amino acids. The transcript has 5 exons. Lineage: Eukaryota; Metazoa; Chordata; Actinopteri; Cyprinodontiformes; Poeciliidae.
GAUACUGUAGGUUUUUUUUUGUUUGUUUUGUUUUUUCCUUCAUUGCUCUCUGCCAAAGUCCGUCUUCCCUCCAGGGGCAUAGCUGAGCCUCAUAUCUGCUUUCUUGCAGUGGUCUUACUCAUCUAGAUUUAUCAAACGCAGCCUCUUUUUGAUCCUCCCUCUCCGUUCCCCUCUCCCUCCCGCCAAAGUCAUACGGUAUCGUUAAGAGCAGAAGAAGCGUAUAGACUUGAGUCAAAAAGAAAGUAUUUGAAGAAUCGUCUUCAAUUACAACUUUUCACUUUCAUCUGUCCAGGACGUUUGGGCUGUUUGAAGUUCUCAGAAAUUGAGGUUUGCGUCAUGUCAGGGUUAAAAGCAAAUGGCUGUGUACAGGGUCGGAAUAUUCCAAACCUUCUUUAAUCAAAGUUAAAAACCACGUCGGACCCAAAGUGUUUGUAUGUGUUGGAGUAUAACGGGUAUGUUGCAAUGUGGUAGGAUAUGGUUCGAUUUUGAGUGCCAUUAAAUUUGCACAUUAGCCUCAUUUACCUCCGUGGGUUCAUGUCCUAAAAUUUAAUUUAAAAAAAAAUCUAAAUCUUUAAAUCCAUGAUCUAGUAUAAACAGUGCCUUGCAAAGUAUUCAUACCCACUGAUCUUUUUCAUUAGCACGUUUUACAAACAGUGUAUUUUACUUGGAUUUCAUGACAGAAGAAUUUGUUGAAUACAUGUAAAGCAGAAGGAAAAUUAUGCUUUCUGUUCUUUUAGCUAAGAAAAAUCUGAAAAUUGUGGAGUUCAUUUACAUUCAGCGCAUCUGAAUCUUUACUUUGCAGAACUACUUUUCACUUCCUUUACAGCUUUUGGUUUUUUUUUUGGGUAUGUCUCUUCUAGCUUUGCAAAUCUAUUGACUGAAUUUCUUGCCCAUUUUCCCCCUCAACAAAUUUCAAGUCUAGCCACUGUUUCUCAGUUUUAUUUAGGUCUAAACAUAAAGAUCUUUUGCUUUAUGUCUUGAGUUGUUAUCCUGUUGGAAGACAAACAUCUGCCUCCGUUUCAAGUCUUCAUCUCCCCCAAAAAGUGUAUUUACAUUCAUCCAUCUUCUUAUUUCCUUUGACCAACUUUUCUGUUCCCAAGAAAGGCAAACAUCCGCACAGCAUGACACUGCCACCACCAUAGUUUAAGAUGGUGAUGUUGUGUUCAGUGACAGUUUUCUAUCACACGGUUUUGCAUAUUGGCCUAUGAGUUCAGCUUUUUUUCCUCUUCUGACCAGAGGACUUUGCUCCUCAUGUUUGCUGUGUGCCCUGUAUGGCAUGUAGCAAACAAGAAGCAAGACUUUUAACAGUGGCUUUCUUUAAGGCAGCAUUUGUUGAGUUUGCAACUAAUAGUUGACGUUUCGCAGUUUACAAGUUGGAAAAGAUAAUAAAGGAGGAUUUUUACAGCAUGAUAAAAGUUCAAGAAAUAUAAACACUUUUGCAAGUCAUUAUAUAGUUGGAGGCCAUUUUAGAGUUUUUCUCGCACUCUAGCUUAUUUUUGAAUCUGUGUGUGUGCGUGUGUGUGCGUGUAUAUGUUGGGGAAAGUGUUGGCAAAGACAGCCGUGUUGUUUAAAUGCCUUUUUUUUGUAGAGUGAACUGAUGCUGGUGGGGUUUUUCUUUUCUUUUCUUUUCCUUUGGGAGUAUCGUGUCUGUUACCUGUCGUCUAUUUAGCCUGUACAUUCAGAUAUGAACCUAAUAAACAUGUCAAAAAAAAAAGGAAGAAACUUGAGCGUCUGUUUGUCUCGCUCACCACUCGGGGCCUGUUGUCUCAUUCACAAAACAAAUAAAGCCAGGAUGUGGAGAACAGGACUCCCAUGUUCUUGUUUACAUCAGGUUCAGGUGGAUUAGGUUGCGUCUCAUCCACAUUUGUGCUACACCCUCAUAUCAUCUCCAUCAUAAAGCUGCCUCUCAUUUAUUUCAAGCUGUGCUUCAGACCCCUUUCCUGUGCUCCUGCACGUCUCGUAUUAGCUAUUUUCAUCUUGUAAUCUUAUCUAGAUAUCAUUCGCGGGUGUGUGUCUCCAUUCCACUGCUUGUCAUCGCAUUCCUACAUAACUCUCGCAAAUAUACCAAUCCCACAUCCAGCUUCCCCCGCUGCUUCUUUACCCUCUCCUUCUCUCCCGCAGUUUUCCAAAGAUUUUUUUUUUUUUUUUUGGCAAAACUUUUGCACCAUUAGUUUUGUCAUCUGUACCUGGCUGUUCCAUCUGUGAAGCGUCCGCUCAUGUGAAGCGAGUGGGAGGGAAGGAAGGGGAGGAAGGCGGAGUUGUUUUGUACUUUUAUGGGUUGUAGAGAAACCUGCCUGUCUGCUUCGAACGGAGAGAGGAGAGAAGGAGGAGCCUGCUGGGUGUGGGACUCCAGACAAAGGAGACAUAAACACACUGACACUGGAGAAGUGGAGCAAAAAAAAAAAAAAAAAACUGAAAGAGACAGCUGGAAAGCGUCAUUUUGCCUGAACUCCAACUGUAAUUUGGGAAACAUCUUGAAGAAGGGAUUUAUUUGGAGUGUGUGUGAGAGCUGUGUGAGCCUGUUUGCAAAGCUACUGAGGUAUGUUUGUGUUGGAGCUGGACUUUACGUAUCCUGCCCACAGUGUGCAGAAGUGUGUGGGUUAGUGUGUUUGGGAUGGAAAAGUGGGGCUGGCUCAGCAAACAGCUCUGCUCUUAGCUUUACGCCAUGGGGGGCUGCCACAGUUACCCCUCGGCUACAAAGGUGGACACCAAGACUCCUCAGCCGUCUGACAUCCACAAUGAGAAACUCGGAAUCAACAACAAUAACCAGGAGGAGUGCCCGUAUCUGCAGCGGCAAAACGCUUGCCAGAGGAUCACAGACGCCAAUAUGUUUGCCCUCAUAUCAUUGCCGCCUGGCAUGGACAAAGCAGAGUGGCUGGCCAGCAACACUGUGGCUUUUUUCAAGCACAUAAACCUGUUCUCCAGCGCUCUGUCAGAGUUCUGCACUCCCAGCACCUGCCCAACCGCCUGUGGACCAGGCAACAUGGUCUACUUUUGGACCGAUGACCACGGCAGGAAACUGAAAUGCUCUGCUCCACUUUACUUUGACUACGCCAUGUCGUACAUUCAAGAGCUUCUGACUGACGAAGACGUGUUCCCCACUAAAGCAGGUGCAACGUUUCCGACGGGAUUCAUCUUCCUGGUCCAGAAGGUCUUCCUGCUGCUUUUAAGGACCCUGGCUCACAUUUACUGGUCUCACUACAGCGAGGUCCUCGCUCUGGACCUGCACCCACACCUCAACACUCUUUUCUCCCACCUGACUCUUUUCUGCCAGCAGCACUCACUCCUGGAGCCUGAAGACAUGAAGCCUUUGCAGGAUCUUAUUACCGCUCUGGAGCGGCACGGAUGAAACGCUCGAAUUUUCCCUACUGUUGCUUAUUUAUUGGUUUCAGUCUGUAAUAUCAGACUCUUCUUUGUAGAACUCCAAUAUGUCAUAGCUUAGAUUUUUUUUUUUUUUUAAGACAAGUCUGGAAGAUGUAAAAUGCCAAGAUGAUAUGAGAGUUAUGCUUCCAGUUGGGAGCUCAGUUAUUCAGUUAUUGUAUUUUUUUUUAUCAUUAAAUCUAUAUUGCAUGUUGUUUUUUAGCAUAACUGUUCAUUUUUUUAUUGUCGUCAUCCAUACCUUCUUUCAUGUAAGAUUCAACUUAAAUGUUAUUUCAAGAGUUAAUCUUAGCCAGCCAAAUGGAGAUGUUGCUGCACUAGGAUUCUUGAGGUCCGCACAAGAGUGAGGUGUGGAUAAACGUUCAUCUCUGCAGAUUAAGAUUUUGCUCAAUCUUUGUAUAAAGAUUUGUGAGAAAAGAUUGUGACAUGAUGAGCGACUGAAUGCUUUUUAUUAAAAGAAAUUCUUAUGUGAAAUUCUGGACUUAUAACAGUUUGGUGUUGUAAACUGGAGGAUACCUGAUUUUUUUUUUCUGCUCCCUUUUUGUUUCUUUAAUUUCAGAUUUUGGAUUUUAGCAUAAAAACAAUGCAAAGUGGUGCCAUCCAUCUUUUAUGUAACUGUGCACAAACCACUUUAUCCUAGGUUUAUUGAGACAUUUCAGUAUCCAACCCUGAUUCAUUACCAAGAUCCCAUAAAAUAAAAUAGAAAUUCCUUUAUUGCCCCACAGUGGGGGGAAUCUUUCAAGCCCUUACCAACUUUUUCAACAAUUUUUUUUCUCUCUUUUGUGAUAGAGCUUAAAGAAAUUAUUUAUGACCACCAUGCAUAUUUUUAACCCGUCUGUGCCACUAAAAAAAUAAGGAUUUUGAAAAAAUAUGUUGUUUCUUAGUUAUCUUGCAAAAUAAACUUUAUAAGCAUAACUGAAAGUUAAAUACAUUUAUGUUGUAUAUCUUAUCUGUGGUAAAUCGCUAUUCAUAGACUGUAACUGUUUACCACAGGUAAGAUGUUGAUUCCUUGCAUGAAUUGAGUUUAUGAAAAAAAAUACUUUGUAAGAAUGCAAAAUAAAAGAAAUGUGAUUUCUG